AUGUCGACGUUUAACGCUGGGCCAGCAAAUACAGGAGCUGCACCUGUGGAGCUCACUGCAGGCAAAAUCCGUGAAAUGAUGGCUAAUGCUCAAAGAGCAAUAGCUCAACGGAAGUUUGAGCUUGGCUUGACGGAGAAUGGUGCUGCCAACGGGUUGAAUUUCCCCCCAGGAGUCAUUCCUGAUACAGAGACAGUUGAUAAAAUGAGACGAGCUGCUCAACUACAAGCGCAGAUAAACGCUCGCUUGAACUCAGGAAUUCUGAGUAGCCACUCUGUGAACAGUGACUCCAGGAAGUCUAAGGAUAUUCCCAAUGUGAUAUUCGACGAGCAAGGUAAAACUAUCGAUGCUUCUACUGGAGAGGAAAUACAGCUUACUCACUACACACCAACACUCAAAGCCAAUCUCAGGGCAAAACGAGCCCAGCAGUUCAAAGAGGUUCUUCAGACCACAACUCAGAAGAAACCUCAAAAGUCUUCAGUAUCAACCAUAUUUUUUGAUCCUCGACUAAGAGUUAAAGCUGCUUCACGUCCAAAGCGGCAAUUGAGUUUCCAUGAACCUGGAAAGUUCGUCAAAAUGGCUCAGCGCAUGCGAACCAAGUUCCAACUUCAAGUCUUACAGGAAUCUGUCGCCCAAGCUGUCAGAAAAACGGGUAUCGCUAGUGCAGCCAAACUGUCGACCAUCCAACCCAAACGUUCCGUCGACGAAACAGAUAUACCAUUACUAGAAUGGUGGGAUGCUUAUAUUCUGAAGGAGGGUGUAACUAGUUACUCCACCUUAGACGAACUAGCAAUCCAUGGCCUCCCUGUCUCUGCCGCAGUUAAUAAGGCCUGGAUCACAAGUUUGGUGGAACAUCCAGUUAAGUUGAAGCCUCCAACUGAUCUGUCCAAACCACCGGAAAUACCAUUACUCCUAACGAAGAAAGAGCGUAAAAAGCUUAGACGUCAAAACCGUCAGGAAGCUCAAAGAGAAAAGCAAGAAAAGGUUAGACUUGGUCUAAUGCCACCUCCUGAACCAAAGGUCCGUCUGGCGAAUUUGAUGAGAGUCCUAGGGUCCGAUGCUGUUCAGGACCCAAGCAAAGUGGAAGCGUAUGUACGAGCCCAAAUGGAAUCCCGGAAACGAGCACAUGAAGCCGCUAACGCUGCCCGAAAAUUAACAAAAGAGCAAGCUCGUUACAAACGUAUUAAGAAAAUACGAGAAGACACAACUCAUACCGUUCAUGUAGCUGUUUACAGAGUAAAGGAUUUUUCGAAUCCAUCUCAUCGAUUCAAGGUCGAGACAAAUGCCAACCAGCUACUUAUGACAGGGUUAGUCGCACUACACAGUGAUUGCAAUGUAGUGGUUGUAGAAGGGGGACCUAAACAACAACGGAAAUUUCAACGUCUCAUGCUUUGUCGAAUAAAAUGGCGCGAAGGUAAACGUGGGACAGUUGGUAAUCCGUCGGGUUCUUUCUCUCACGAAGAUCGUGCUGCCACAUCUGAACUUGACAGUGACACAGGAUGUCGUUUAAUUUGGAAGGGUACAGUCAAACAACGUGCAUUCGAUAAAAUUCAAUUCAAAGCAUGUCCCACAGAACUUUACGCACGCGAACAAUUUCGUAAACGUGAUGUGGAACACUAUUGGGAUCUUGCAUAUAGUGGAGCUAUAUUAGAAACUCUUGAUAGCUAA
This is a messenger RNA of Schistosoma curassoni, 1665 nucleotides long. The record is from the annotation of a GenBank genome assembly. NCBI's taxonomy places the organism in Eukaryota, Metazoa, Platyhelminthes, Trematoda, Strigeidida, Schistosomatidae.